CUCUUUUACCUUGGCAACGAUUUGUCCUCCGAGUCCGCGUUACCGCUCCACUGCACGCGCGUAAUCGAUAUCGACAAUAAUCAGUCUAGGAAAUCAACGCCACGUCUCUCGGACGCCACUCUGCCUCGUGCCUUCGGGUUAACGCGCGAACGACAAAAACAGUUAUGUCAUCCUUUGCAUGACUAAGCGCACCUCGCGCGGUAUGAGCGGAAUGCGUGACGCGGCCUGCGCGUGAACCUGUCCCGCGCGCCGGCCGGCACCGUAAGAACAGGUGAUACCGAAGGCUCGGAAAGCGGCAUCCGUUAGUGUCGCUUUUGGGUCGAGUGUUUUAACUCCACGGAGCGCUGAAAUGUUUGCGGUCGCGGCGUUUCCUCGUUCUCCGUCCAAGGAAACAGCGCCGUAAACACGUACAGAUAUCCCUGCUAUGGCGGGAAAUGUAAAAAUGACUGCAGAGGGGGAGGUUGGAGAGGAGAAGGAGAGAGCUAAAGAAAUGGAUGAUACCUUGGACGAGACUGCGGAGGAGGAAGAGGAGGAUGAAGAGGAGAGGAAGGCCCGGGCCGCAGCAGAGGAGGCAGCAGCCAGAGAGAGAGCCGCUCAGAGGCAGCUCAUGGCCAUAGAGGAGCUGGUGCAGACUGAGAGGAACUUCUUGAAACAUCUGCAGCUCUGUACGGUCACCAUCCACAGCAACCUCCGGAAACUACAGCCUCCUCCUCCAAACCUGGAGAACAUGUUCCAGCACAUAGAUGAAGUGAUGGAUGUUUCCAGCAGACUCCUGAGCCUCCUCGAUCAAGCACAGAUACAUCACAGUGACCCGAAAUACCUGGAAACACUCUGUGAAUCUUUCCUGAGUCUGUCUCGAGACAUAGAGAUGGCUUAUAAAGAGUACCUUGCCAACUACAACAACAUAACAGCUCUAGAGAACAGCUACAAACAGAAAGAGGCGCUGUGGGUGGAAAUGGUCCGAGUCAUCAAGUCAUCUGCUCCCGAUGUGAACGCGUCCACUCUGAGCUUCUUCCUGGUGAUGCCGGUUCAGAGAAUCGCCCGUUACCCGCUGCUGCUCCAGACCAUUCAGAAACACACUGACCCCGGGCACCCUGCCUGCCCCGUACUGGAGCACGCCGCUCACACUGCCAUCCAGAUCAACUGCAGGAUCAAUGAGUACAAGCGCUUCCGUGAAGUCGCUGACAAAUACAAGAAGACAGAGAACCUGACCAUCAAGGACAAGAUCAAUCGACUGAGUGGCCACAGCAUUGUCAAGAAGACGGCCCGGUUCAGCCAGUACAUAAAGCACGAGACAGGAAUGGUACCAAAGUUGAAGGAUGAAGAAUUCGAUGCUCUUGCUGGCUUCUUCUUUGUCCUUGAGAGGGGUGUCUCAGAGCUGCAUGAUAACCUACAGGCCUAUCUCCACCAUCUUCGGAGGUUCCUCAGCUGCAGACCAGAGGAAGCAGAUCUUGAUCUGGAAGGAGAGAAAACCGCCUUGUUCUCUAAAGAAAUCACAGUGGCGCUCAGACAGUGGAUCUACCCCUCAUAUGAGGAGCGUUUGAAGACCUUAGUCUUUAAGCCCUUGAGCUCCUUGCGGGAACUGAUGGCAGGACCACGUAACCUCAUCCGCAAACGGCAGGACAAGCUUCUGGACUAUGAGUUGAUCGAAGAGAAGAGUAACCUGAGCUUUGAGGAGCAGGCCAUAGCCAACACCUACAAGACCAUCAACACUCUGCUGCUGACCGAGCUGCCGCUGUUCAACGGAAAGGCCCUGCAGCUCCUGUGGGCCGUGCUGGAGGCCUUCAGCUGCCUGCAGAGAGACCUGGCCGCUGACAUGGAGCAGCUGGCCACCAGCUUCACCCAUCAGCUCCCACGCAGUUAUUUGGAGGAUGGUGAGUUCUGGAAGUGGGCAGAGACUUCGGUGCUGGAGGGUUCGAGGAGGAUGGAGAGCCUGUGUCAGAGUGUUCAGGGUGAGCUCAAUGCUCCCAUUGUGCAGGCGUUCAAUCCUGUCUCCGAGCGGCGACUCAAGGCUCUGACCGCCAAACACGGCUCGGAGAAGAUCUACCAGCUGACGGGCCCCGUGGUGGGCACCCGCGACCUCGACCUGACCCUCAACAAGGGAGAGCUGGUCGCUGUCGUCAGUGAGAUGGACACUCGAGGAGACCGGCGCCGCUGGCUGGUCGACGCAGGAGGCCCGAGGGGAUACGUGCCUGCCUCAAAACUGACACGCUACCACCAGAUCACCAUCGACCCACCGCAGUCUCCUCAUCUGAAUGUCACAUCCAGCGGUCCGGGACCGAGGAGACACUCCUACACCCCCGGAGCCCAGCCGCCGCCCACCACUGUGACCACUCCCUGUUUCCAGUAUGGGGAAGAGGAGGUCUGCUCAGACCGCCUGGAUGCUGACUUCCCUGACUUUGACCUCUCGCAGCUGGACGCCAGUGAUUUUGACUCCGUGAACUGCCUCAGUGAGCUGCAUUGGUGCAACGAGCACUCAGAUCACUCCCCUGCCUCCAUACAGUACAGCGGCGGAGACCCAGAGCUAUUCGAGGAAGAAAAUGCGGCACUGCUCGCUGCCCUCACAGACAGCCUGGACGGCAUUGUUGAGGACGGAGUCGGGGGUCUGUCUGUGUUCCCUUCGCUGGGGGACGACCCUGAGGAGGGCGAGGAGGAGGAAGAUGACCUCCCUUUGGACAGUGAGCCCUUCCCUGGCUCAUUGAGCCCAGAGACAGAAGACCCAUCUCUACUUAAAAAGCUCCUGUUGUCGCCCCCUAAUGUGCCUGCGGGCCUCGAUUCGCACAAAGACGUGCAUCGCCAUAGCAGCAGGAGCCGACACGUCAAACCCGUGAGGCCCGUGCUAAAGCAGAAGGACAAAUCAAGCACACAGGAGCGUAAGCCCCGGCCGACGAGGCCCUCCGGACGACUUUGCACUGAACUCCACCGCCACCUCACCACCGAGGACCAGCCCUCCGCCGACACAGAGGAAGAGGAGGAUGAAGAAGACAGCGACUCGGAGGAGGAAGAGGAGGAGUCGUCCGGCAGCGAGGGCGAGGGCGAGAGCGCGGCGAGCAUCGAGCCGGCGAGGCCCCAGUUCUCCUCGGAGAAAGAGCUGCACUCUGUAGUGGAGCUCAUCAAAUACAUGCACACGUACUGCCUGCCCAUCCGCAAACAGGCCAGCUGGGAUCGCAAAGAGCGCAAGGCCAAGCCCGAGAGCUCUCCGGUCCCCCGCAGCCUUCCCGUGAUCCCUCAGAAAGCGGCUCUCCAGACCAGGCCGAGGGCCCCUUUCACUCGCCGCAGAGAAAUCAAAGCCCACUCCCUGCUGAAGGAGCUGCUGGAGGCCGUCAGCUCCUUCGACGUAAGCAAGCCUUACCGAAUGCACAGCCCUCCUUACAUCCACUGCAGAGGGGCCACGGCUCGGCCCGGCGCUGAGCUUACUUCCUCCCCCAAAGACUCGGACAGCGAGAGCUCGCAGAAGGCCGCAAAGCGCCCCAAGAGCCCCGAGCCGGAGGAAGGCUCUUUUUCGGUCAGGCGUUCUCGACGGCUGGCCUCCUUCCCCAGCCGGUUCGCUAAGAGAGUGCGCGUGAUCGGCGUCGGCCAAUCGAGCGAGAAGGAGAACGCGGUCAAACAUCCUCCCGCCGAGCCUCCUUCUGAUAACAGCCAGAAGAGCGGCUCUCACAAGACGCCUGAGGUCCGUGACCCCUGCUGCAGUGAUGAGAAACGCUCCUGCCUCUGUCUGCCGCUGGCGUCUAAAUCCAACGGAGACACGCAGUAUGCCAACAAGCCCUUUGAGCAGACUCUCUCUGUGGAACUGUGCGGCACAGCAGGCCUGACUCCCCCCACCACACCCCCCCACAAACCAGUGGAGGACGAGCUCUUCAAACCCGACGGGAAAGCCGAGCUCGCCACCAAGAGCUCGUGCCUGGCGCGGGCGCACAUACGCAAGCUCCCAGAGCAGACGGAGCUGUACGCCCAGCUGCGCCGGAUGGGCCAAACGGGCGACGCGGAUACUAAGGGAGGGACGCAGCGGGCGUACGGGGACCACGAUUACUGCCUGUCGGGUCAGGGAGAGAACUGCAAGGCGGCGACGGCACUCGGCUCUCGGUGCCGUGAAGAGGAGGAGAUGGCCGUGAAGGACGAGGAGGUGGAGGGACCUGAGGAGAGGCUCCUAACGAACUGCCAGCAAAAGACUGAGGCUGAUUCGCUCGUGGCAUUGUUCUCACCCGGUCCAGAGCAGACCAGUCAGCCCUCGCCCGUCCGCUCUCCCACCCCGGAGCUGGAUGCCCAGUCCCCAGUGUCCUGUUCGCCCCCUUCCCCUGGCUGCAAACUCCCCUUCAGCGAUGAGAGCUCGGAAACAUGCCACGGAGCAGCUGAAAAAAGAAGCAAGACAAAGUGUGGACAAGAGAAUGAUGUGAACAAGUGCCAAGUGAUCUACAUUCACAAUCUUCCGAGCAGCGUCACUCAGUCCAUGCUGCGUGAGCGCUUCGAGGCCUUCGGCCGUCCGGAGGACUGUAAAGUGGUCAUCAAAAACGAGGAGCGUUGUGGGGUGAUCACGCUGAGACCGGCUCAGAACGGCCAGACCUCGCGGCACAGGUGGGACUCGCUCGGUCCGAGUGGAGGAAGCGGCAGCCGGCGGUUCGGACGGAAACGUUACAUAGAUCUGGAUGAGGCGGGUCCCGGUCCGGUGAAGAGCAAGUACGAUGCACUGGACUUUGACGCUCUGCUGAAAGAGGCCCAGAGGAGCCUGCACCGCUGACACGCGCCUUACACGCCUCCAGCAUCACACCCCGUCCGAGACUCACCUCAGCACCUCAAACAAGGCACUUCUUCAUGUUUACAUUUUGAACAUUGGAAUAAAAAUAAUAGACCUUGUCACUUCUAACUGAGGAUCGGAGGACAAUGGGGCGGGAGGAUUACAAAGGAACAGAAUCAGCUCUGAGACACCGGACACAAGUGCUGCUUCUCGUGUGUGUUUGAUGCCAUUCAUGACGUCGCGAGCGGCUCGGGCUUCGUAGCAAACCGCACCCUUUUCCAUCGGUUGUUGUGACGUGCGUGUGCUUUUUUUUUUUUUUUUUUUGUACCCCACUCUUCAUAGACCUGCAAGGUGCUUUCACCAUUUUGUCGUACAAAUAUAUAAACAAGCUUUGUAUUAGCGAAAUUUUGUGGAUGUUCAACUCUAUGUGUGUGCGUGUGUGUGUGCGUGUGUGUGUGUGUGUGUGUGUGUUACGAUGGAUUAAAAGUGGAUUUAAAAAAAACGACAAACAAAAAAAUCCUACAAGGUAGAGUUUACAAAUCAAUAAGUCGAGAAAAAAAGUAGUCUUUUUGUAAUUUUAGUGCUUCCUUGAUUUCAUCUAUGCACUCAAACGAGGUAGUGCUUCUUUGGUCUGGCCUUUGCCCUCCUCUGGGUUUGAAGGGGCUUUUGCUGCUGGCUGUCAGACACAACCAACCGAGUCCAAACUCGACUGUACUACCUUAAAGCUGAAGUGUGUCAUUUUUGAUGUUAAAAUACUUUAAUCCGAGCUUAAAAAACUUAUAGUAAACACAAAUGUAUCAAAACAUUGAUCUGUUUCUUUGAGCAGCCAAGCACAGCCAGUGAUUUGCGUUUAGGGGCGGGGCUUUGUCUGGCUGACCAAUUGACCCUUUGCAGGGGGUUUGAUUGACAGUCGAUCUGACCAACCAUAACGCCAUCAUUUUUGUACGAAACAACCAGAGUAGAUUAACGUUGCUGGACUUGAUCUUGAAAAAAGGUGUGCAUUGACAUCUUUGCUCGGUUGAAGCAAGAUACUAUUUGCUAAAUCUUGUGCAUAAUUAAAAAAAAAAUUUCCGUUGACUUAUUGCAUACACGCAUUAGCAAGUCAACGGAUCAAGCUUACUAUUUUUUUAUCUGCAUGUCAUGUGCAGGACUCUGUAAGAUACCCAAGAGCGCAGACAAAGUAAUGUGCAAAGGGUCAAUUGGAAACCUGUUGAAAACAGUCAUUAUGUUUGCCGCAGAAAUGCACACUUCAGUUUGUGUUACCGUUUUACUUGUCAGAACGCGACCCGAUCCGGUUUAGAAUCCCACUCCCGAGGGAAACGUAGUUCGAGAAUGUAUCCAUCACAAACGCGAUUGUAACGGCCGCCCCAUCGGCCUCGAUUCGACAGUACAGUUCCAGUAGCACAGCCCUGCCAGACGUCCAGGCGGUUGACGCAUCGGAGCGCUGCUGAGAGAAGGGUGGCGGUAAACUCGGAGGAAGAUCUCUCCAGAGCUCAAUCUCAUUAGAGAUACGGUCGUAUCUCUGCUUUGUUUACAUGUCACUCUCUCAUACUCUUUCUCUCUAUAAGCUCAAACACUCUUUUUUUACUCUCUCCUUUCCGACAGGGGAAGAUCUGCGGGUUUUUUCUAGCUCUUACCUUGUGGCUACUUCUCUCUUCGUCCUUUGUGUGUGUUUUUGGAGUCUAAACGUGUACCAGUGCGUAACUGCGUGUCGUCCGUGUCUUUUAUGGGGUCUAGGGAUGGGUCUGUCCCUUAUUAUACGCCGGGACCCGUUGCUUUUGUUCCGCGAGGGUCUCCUCCUCCAACCUUUGGCCUGUGGAUCUAGUACAGUUGUGAGCGAGUGUGCGCGUGCGUGUGUGUGUGUGUGUGUGUGGGAGAGCGGCGGCCUCUCUUUACCCCCCUUUAUCCAGAAACACACCCCAAACCUGAAUGUUUACAUGACUGAAUUCUCUUUCGACUUUUACUAGAGCGCACACUAAGUACAGAACGCCUUAUUCAGUGUUGAAGUACCCUAUCAGGACGUGCCUUUCGGCUUUCCCUUUUACGGUACUGAGCUGUUACGUGGACACGGCCUCUGGAUAUUACAGCCGCAUUUGACCAAUUCGCCCUAUAAGAUCUUAAACUGAAUGAGUGUUUGUGCUUAGUAUGUAUACUACUAAUUAAGCGAGAGAUGUGCUGGUUUACAAGAUUAUAUAUAUAUAUAUAUAUAUAUAUAUAUAUAUAUAUAUAUAUAUAUAUAUAUGAGAAGUAUAUAAUGUGUAUAUAGCACUGUGUCUUGUGUAAACAAUGUGCUGUACAGCGAUGUGGUGACGUGUGGCUCUGAUUGGUUGUUGGUGAACCCGACCAUGCAGCGUUAAGCAAUACAGGGAGAUCCAGAAGGGAAUUUUCAUUGAUAUGGCUUCAUAAGUCAAACACAGUUGUAUAAAGUGUCCCUUUAGAAAUGGUUCUUUUUAACGACUUUAAUAUGUUUUUCUUUUUUAUGCAAUUGAGAUGCAAUACCGCUAGGAAAGCCUUCCUCGCGAGGGAAGGGUUUAUUGAAGAGACUGGUUGUUUUAAGGGUAAUCAGAUCCUGUACUGUACGUUGCGGACGGGUCAGAUGGUUCGAAAAGAAGGUAAACGUUUAGAAUCGCUGGCCGAGAGGGACUUUUUUUAAUAGGACAAUACACAGACAGCCCGAUCUCACAGGGAGAGCCUUAAACCUUAGGGGAAAACAAAGCUAUCAGUCCUGUCUGAUCUCCUUUACAAUCCAAUGUGUUUUCUUUACUGAAGUAAGCAAACUUUUUCGAUACAGCCAUAUUAUAAAAAGGUAUAUACAUAUAUAUGAUUAUAUAUAUACAUAUAUAUAUAUUUGUGUGUUUGUGUAGAUAAAUAUAUAGAUGAUAUAAUUUGUUAUAGACCAUUUUAUUCAGUGUUUCGGAACACUUCAAUACAUUUCAACACUGUCAAUCUAGAAUGUACAGAUCCAAAUUAAAAAAAGGUAAUAAAAAAAAAAAAAAAAAAAGAAAGAAAAAAAAUCCAAAGGGAACCUUCUUCAAUGCAAUACAUUUUUCCAGCCCUCAUUUUAGCAAUCGCUAGACAAGUUGACCAAAAAGUACAUUUGAUGUUUGGAUACGGGAGAAGUGCGGUAUCGCAUCAAAUCCAUUUCAAGAAUGUCAUGAUCGUUUGGCUUGACCCUGUGUGUGUGUGUGUGUGUGUGUGUGUGUGAGAGAGAGAGCGAGAGAGCACGUGCAAGUGAUUUCUUCCUCUCUUUUUUUUUUUUCUUAGUUCACACAAAAUGUCACUUUUAAUUCACUACAUCUACGGCCCUGCAAUUUGUUGUUCACAAAGUACAUGCUCUUGCAAGAUUGGAAUUUUCCUCUUGAAUCAGCAGUGUAUAUAUAUUUGAGGAGAGUUUAUAUUGCGUGCUCAACCUUGUAUCAAAGAAGUGGGUCUAGCGUUUGUCGUCAUGGUGCCAGAGCAUCAGUUAAUAGAUCGCACAUACAUGUCACGUUUUGCUGCUUCAAGACCUUGUGUUUUGUGGAAACAAAAUCUGAGUCAAAGGGCAUACAUUGUUUUCUUCAUUGUGUCGUUUUCUCUUUUUUUUGGACUAUUUACAUCUAAUGACUAUCAGAUUCAUUAUGAUUUUCCUUUUUUAACGUAGUUUUUUGGUAAAUACUGCUAGUAAGAUUUUAUAUUUUUACAUAUGUUUUUUUUUUAUUUAUAUGCCACUUAGCUUGGAUGUCUUGAAAUGGUGUUGGUUUUAUUUUUCGAUUUUUUUUUUUUUUUUUCCUCUCGGUAUUGUGUGAUUUUCAUACAUCUUGAGAAUGUGGAGACAAAUGCAUUUCAGUAUUUUUAAAUUGUUAAAAUCUAGUUUCCUAGCUCAAAUCUAUAUAGUGGAAAUUAUUUGAUGUCAUAAAUUAUAUUUUAAUUCAUGUAAAUAGUUUAAAAAAAGCAGUUGAUGGCUUCCUUUUAAACUGAACACAUUUCUCUUCCGAGAUUGUUUACAUUAUUAAACUGUAGAAACUGAUCCUCAUAUACUGUAAAAAAAAAAAAAGUACAUAUAUUCAUUGUUUUGCCUCCAAAAAAUAAAAUCCAUAAUGAACAACA
This is a messenger RNA of Puntigrus tetrazona (Sumatra barb), 8818 nucleotides long. Its product is annotated as peroxisome proliferator-activated receptor gamma coactivator 1-beta-like. NCBI's taxonomy places the organism in Eukaryota, Metazoa, Chordata, Actinopteri, Cypriniformes, Cyprinidae. The transcript has 23 exons. Bases 425 to 4735 code for a protein of 1436 amino acids. The record is from RefSeq and is a predicted model, not a curated record. Gene Ontology annotation, cellular component: cytoplasm. Gene Ontology annotation, molecular function: guanyl-nucleotide exchange factor activity; protein binding; RNA binding.